GUAUAUUUCAACCGAGAUCGGUUAGUGGUGUUGUAGCAGCUGGCAGGACAAUUCAUGGAACAAGUCACUACAUUAAUUCUAAAAUCGUUCUUUGUGGAUUCGAAAACAAAAAUUAAUAGCGAAGCAGCUUCCCUUUGUGAUCACUUAGUAGAACUCUAUUUAUCAGGUUAGGCUUUCUCUGGGUUAAUUGUAUACUUUUCAGAGGCCCUUACUCGAUCUAUUGCUAUUGCCAAGCAAAACAAAAGAACAUCAGUUUCCCCCGAAGAUUUCGAGAACAUCAUUGUCCAAAUUUUCCUAGAUUUUUCUGCUUGAUCUCCACAAUGGCGUUGACAGAAUUAAGAAACCUAUUGUUAUUGGUACUAGAUAUGACUCCCGCCACAUGGGGUUCUUGUAAAAGUGAAUUCGGUCUACCAAAUUGCAUUGAGGCAGUCCUUGGUUUCGCAAAUAGUCAUUUAAUGUUGUCUCCACAUAAUGAAUUAGCAGUAAUAGGAGUUACACCUUCGAAAAUAAAGUUUAUUUAUCCAAACGACUUGGAGCCCCCUACUAGUGCUUCAAAUGACGGCCAGAAUGAUGCACUUAGCUGUAUGAAUAACACUGUCAGGCAACUAGCAUUAAGCCUUGUAACCUCCUGUUCCUCUACAAGCACACAAAUUGUUUUGGCUGGUGCGAUAAUAAAAGCAUUGUGCUAUUACCUUCGGCGCUGUCGUGAAUUACAGCCGUCUACAAGACAUUUAGAUGAUUCCUUGGAGAUGACAAUGGAGAUUAGUGAAGGAAGUGAAAAGAUUUCCUCUCGGAUACUGAUUAUUAAGGCGUCUGAUGACAAUUCUUCUCAAUACUUAGCGUUGAUGAAUUCUGUGUUCACAGCUCAAAAGCUUCAUGUUCCAAUAGACACAUGUGUGUUAUCAUUACCACAACAGUCAGAUAAUUUAAAUGGCAGGUGUGGGCCAUGUUCUCUCGGACACUCAAGUCUUCUUCAACAAGCUGCAGAUCUAACUGGUGGAAUUUACUUGCAAGUGCCAAGAGUUUCUGGUUUGCUACAGUAUUUGUUAUCAGUAUUUUUGCCAUCGUCUAAAAUGAGGACAUCUCUCUUACUUCCAGAUAGUCGAUCCAGUGGUUUAUCGUUUGGUGUUGACUUUCGAGCUGCAUGCUUUUGUCAUAAACGAUUGAUAGACAUUGGUUAUGUUUGUUCGGUAUGCUUGUCUGUAUUUUGUGAGUUUAAUCCGAUAUGCCCUACUUGUAAUACACCUUUUUUGUUACCAGCUGUACAAAAUAUGUGAAUAAAUGCAAAACAAGAGACUUGUUCUUUUCUUCUUGACAAUGUAUAUUUACUUGAGAUGCUUAUUCGCAUUAUAGAUGUCUGACGAACGUCCAAUGAAAAAAGCAGAAAAACACAAGCUAUCUGAUCCACUUGACGAUGUAGCUUGGAAAAUUAUGCGAAAAAUGGGUUAUGAACAUGGUCAAGGAUUGGGUGUUAAUGCUCAUGGUGUAGUUGAACCGGUUGCAUUGAGUAAACAAAAAGGCAGAAGUGGUCUCGGCUCAGUAAAAACAACAUCAUCAUUUGAUAAAAAGAUUGAAUCGUUCUCAGGCGAACUCUACCAAUCUUCCAAUCCAAAUUUAGUCUGGCAUGAAGGUUGUGAUGAUGAUUAUACUACAGCUGAUGGAGAUUAUACCUGGUCAUGGUCAAUGGAAGGCGAAUGUCCUACUAAUACUUUAUCGGAAUUAAAGUCUCUAAUUAUCAGUCCCGAUGAACUGGAGGCUUUAGGUCCGCCUAUUGAAGAGUUGGAUAAUGAAGAUAAAUUCUGCUCGAUUCAUCUUGUUCAGGAAGUUUUAAACUAUAAGAAUCAGUUGGAUUAUUUAUCAAAAUUGAAUGUCACUAAAAGUCAUGAACGUUGUAAUCCAUAUGAACUGAUAAAAAAGGGGAUUUUUAUGAACAGGGCUGCAAUGAAAAUGGCCAACAUCGAUUCAAUCUUUAAUGGAAUGUUUACAACUGCUGCUCCGAAAGAUGAUAUAUUAUAUUUUGCUGAUAUUUGUGCUGGUCCUGGAGGUUUCUCAGAAUAUACUUUAUGGCGACGAUGUAAUGCUCCAUAUCAUACUCACUCAUCAAACACUACACUUAGUCCUAAUCAUCAUUCCAAUAUCAAUGAUAAAUUACUAGAGGAUACCAUGGAAUCUAUCGAUCAUAACAGUCCUACUAAUAAUACUAGUACUACUUCAGAGAAACAACAACCAUUACUGUCUGCUAAAGGAUUUGGUUUAACACUAACUGGUCAAUGUGAUUUUCGUGAAAAUGAUUUCUUGGCUGGUCCAAAAGAAGCUUUUAUGGCACAUUAUGGAGCAGAACGUGAUGGGGAUGUUACAAAAUGGUCGAAUUUAGCCUCAUUCGCAUCAUUUAUUGGUCGUAGUACAAAUAAUGCCGGUGUACAUAUUCUAAUGGCAGAUGGAGGUUUCGAUGUAUCUAGUCAGUAUAAUCUUCAAGAGGUUAUGUCUAAACAAUUGUACUUAUGUCAGUGUUUAUGUGCAUUAAUCAAUCUUAGACCAGGUGGACAUUUUUUAACAAAAUUAUUUGAUACAUUCACUGAAUUCACCAUUGAUAUAAUUUAUAUAAUGGGUUAUUUAUUUGAAGAGAUUUACAUUAUAAAACCUGUAACUAGUCGACCAGCUAAUUCAGAACGUUAUUUAGUAUGCAAAAAUUUACAAUCCCCUUUAAACACAAUGGCUGGUUGUUUACCUGCUCCCAAAUCAUCAUCAUCAUCCAUGACAAGUCAUUCAGAUUCUACUGAUCAAAAGUCAAGUUUCCGACAGAAGACACGUAAAUUUCCCGGUCAACAUCAUCAACAACAAACAACCAUCACAAAUAGUGUUGUUGAUGAUAUGGAAGCCAGUAAAAAGUUUGGCAUUCUAACUGAUAUGAAAGAGUCCGGUUCACUUGGUCUAGUGAUCAAUCAUUUUUUGCAAGUUAAUGAAAAGUUAAAUCAAAUUAAAACAAACCAAUCAUUAUCGUCAACCAAUCCUAAAUUGGAUGUAUUAAGAAUAUGUCAUACUGAAAUGAUUGAACGUGAUGAUAAAUUUAUGCAAUUUAUUCAGGCGAUGAAUGAAGAUUUGGCUAAACAUCAGUGUGUUGCUUUGUCAAAACUAUUAGCAUUCUCUCAAAAUCAUAGUCUUACUGAAACGAGACAAGAUGAAUUGUAUAGAGCAUGUUUAGAAAAAUGGAAGAUUCCAAUAACAGAACGUCGACCUAUCCCUUGGCCUUUAUUAUCCACUAAUCGUUCAGCAAUUAUUCGUCGUUUAUUAGGUGAUAGUGAAAAUUUCACAUCACUCAAUGCGUUACCAUCAGAUUAUCGUCCAAAUAUACGUCUUACACCGUUUACUAAUGCAAAUAUAAAUAAUUUAGAUAUUUUAUAUCAUAGUCGAAUUGCUUUAGUAUGCGGUAAUCCAUCGAUUACGUCAACUUCUGAACCAGCUCAACCAAUGUUCAUUUAUUCACAUGGAUCUGCAGUUACGGAUACAUAUUGUACUGUAGAUGGUGAUCAAUGGAACAGAUUAGAUCAAAUGAUACCUAGACUUAAUCCACGACUUCCACCAAGCACCUUAAUUUGGGGUCAACCAUUUUAUGAAUAUGCUGUAAAGAAUGGUUUACGAAAACACGGUUUAUUUAUAUAUGAUGUUGUGUGCAUCUACGGUCGAGAUUGUCGUAAAUUACCAUACAGGAAGAGAAUGGAACUAGCUGAACAAAUGACCAAUAUAAUUAAUUUUCCAGAUAUGACUUCAUCCAACGUUCGUGUACCACCAUUUCUAAGAUUAUCAGAACUAGUUAAUUAUGUAAAAAAACUACCUCUUCUACCAUGUAAAGAUUCACCAACACUUGUGCCAAUGCAUUGUUUACCCGACGGUUUUACAUUCCAACCACAUUCGUUGCUACUAGUACAACAUAUGACAGAUAAUUGGACUGAAGAGAUUAGUCGGAGUACUGGAAAAUUGUAUUACUUCAACCGAUUGAAAUCUGAAUCUACUUUCGAUUUACCAGAAAGUGAACACUUAUCAUUCACUGAGACACAUUUCACAAAACUACCUUGGAUAACAGAACAAAAAUAUUGUCCAAGUGUUACUACUUUAAUACAAUAUUUAGAGAAAAUUUCAGAUCCUUAUUCAUAGUUGUGAGAUGAUGUUGUAUAAUUAUCGAUGGGUUUCCAAUUUUUCAUUUUCACACACACAAACACUUUUGUAUGUUUCAUUUUUUUCUUGUUUAACCCAUGGUAUAAAAAUAUUUUUUUGUGAUUCGCAAAGUUUGUUUUACCGCAAAAUAUUUUCAUUGAUUUAUGAGUGGAGUGUAAAGGAGGAUGAGGGUUUUCCUCUUUCAAUCACGAAGUUGGUCAUAGGAUUAUUUUGUAGUAAAGUGGUUGAAGUUGUAAAACUAUUUAUCAACGAUUUUUUGUAAUAAGAUAGAUUCCAUCCUUUGCUGUGUUUUUUUUUCGGGUUUGUACAAAAUGUAAUAUUUCUUACUUUAAGUUUGAUUGGCUUCCACAAGAUUUGUCAUUGUCAUACAGUCUUUCCAAAGCUGAUCGUAAUAUCUUUGGUAAAAUAUCAUGAAUUCAUUUGGC
This is a messenger RNA of Schistosoma rodhaini, 4598 nucleotides long. Lineage: Eukaryota; Metazoa; Platyhelminthes; Trematoda; Strigeidida; Schistosomatidae. The record is from the annotation of a GenBank genome assembly.